Messenger RNA from Toxoplasma gondii ME49, 17940 nucleotides. RefSeq lists its product as hypothetical. Gene Ontology annotation, cellular component: nucleolus; small-subunit processome; 90S preribosome. The record is from RefSeq and is a predicted model, not a curated record. Lineage: Eukaryota; Apicomplexa; Conoidasida; Eucoccidiorida; Sarcocystidae. The transcript has 11 exons. Bases 838 to 17535 code for a protein of 5565 amino acids.
AGCUGCUUGUUUCUGUUCCUCUCUUACCCUCGCUUGCCUUUUCUUCUGGGUUGCAUGCGCCCUGAUAGGUGCUUUAGCGGCAGAGACUUCGUAUGAGAAAAGAACGCGUCGUCGCCCGCAGAAACCCGGAGUUGUUUCCGUUUUAUCACUUAUUUGCGUAUUGCUUCCUGUCUUUUUUCUUCGUUAUCAUCAACCGUUGUACAUGAGUUGUCUUUUCGCUCCCGAUGCGACCUUCGUUACUCUUCUUGCUCUUCCGGCACUUGGAUUGCUUUGCUCGCUGAAUGUCCAUCCGCGUUGGGGCUCCUUUGUCGGCCGAUUUCUAAUGAAAAAAGACAGCGAAUCCCUACAUUGUUGGAGAAGUCUGUGACUCUGUAGGGGCUCUUAUAGCCUCUUUCGAGAUCCCCCUGUGGCCGUGUCCGCCAUAAAUUUCCAUCUUUGGACCCUUGGGUCAGUUCCCGUCCGAGUAACCGCCGGUCUCUGUCAAAAUUACCGUUGAGCGUCAAUUCUUCAGUAUCUGUCGUCCUUUGCUUUCCACGUUUCUUAUCACAGGGUGCUGGGUUUCUCUGUUGCGAUGAGAAGAUGGUAUUCUAGUUUUUUAAGCACCCCGAAACUACCUUGUUUUUCAAAAGGCGAGCCCCCCUAGGUCAACCGACCGACCGCUUCACUGCCUGCCUUGCUCCCCUUCUCUCUCAAGCUCGCCGUUUGUCGCACAUUUUCCGACUUGUCCAGACCUCUGCUCUCCGUUGUCCUUCUCUGCUGCCUCUCACACAGACGUCGAUACCGCGGUAAAUGGUUCGAAGUUCCCGCUUCCUCGUUGUUUGAAAGGUAGUCGGUUCCAUGGGGAACCCUCGGGAGGGAGGCCGUGGGCCUGCAGUUCCUGGCGGGUCUCUCCCUGCCUGCGACGAGCGACGCAAGCAGCAGCUGGAGGAGCGGAGGCGGGUGAAUCUCCAGACGAAAUGCUUCGAUCCGACGACCACCCGGUUCAGGUUUCUCUCCUUUGCUGAGAGACUGCAGAUUCAGCUGAAGGCGCAAACGUCGCCGCUACGCAGCACGGGGCUCCUCGACCUCCUCGAAGAGCAAAAGGCUCUUCUGGAAAGAACUGUGGGCUCUGUAGGCUGGGGGAAGCGCUCACAGCCCGACACCCUCUUCGGCGACGCUGAAGCCGAGGAAGAAAGACGCAAGCGACGCAAAACAGAAGAGCUGCAGUUUUCUUCUCUUCGGGAGGUCAUCCGCCACCUCGCGACCGUGCAGCACCCGCCGGCUGUCGCUGCGCUUCUCUCUGAGCUGGCGCCUUUGUGCGACUCUCUCCCGCUUCUUCUCUUUCACCGCGAACGCAUCUUGCAGUCUCUCCUUCGCCUUCUUCUCGAAGACGAGGCGAUCACCGUGGUUCUCAAUCUCCUCCAGGCUCUCGCCAAGGACUUGCGAUCGGAGUUCGUCGCGUUUCUUCCUUCUGUCUUCUCCUCCCUGCUUCUUCUCUCUCGCCAGCUGGAACUGACAGUCGACGCGGAACGUUUGCGGCUUCUUUUCUCCUGCAUUGGAAGCAUUUUCCGGUAUCUUGCACGCCCCCUUCUGCGCGAGUUUGACUUUGCUGUCGCUCUCUUCAUGCCAUGGCUCUGCGGAGACGACGCCUCGCCUCCUUCGGGAGGAGAGAGAUCGGAAGCAGGGGAAGCGCGCGGUGGGAGGCCCGAGAAGCGCGACGGACCUGGACGCGCCGGUCGAGCAGAGAAUCGGCAGGGCGCUCCCGCAGCGAAGGCGAAGAGGGAGGGACACAAGAAAGAGACGGAGGAGACUCCGGAGCAGAUGCCGUCUGUUUCGAGAAAAGGACAAACUGUCACCGAAGAAAUCCGGCUUUUGGCUGCUCGUGCCUUCGCCUGCUUGCUGCGGAAGGCCGGCGGAGAAGAGGGCGACUCCGGGGACCUCUUGGGGUGCAUCGAGACUCUCUUCAGACACAUGAGCCGAUGUUCACUCUCCGCGCGCGAGGCGUACGGGGAGAGCGUGGCGAUGAUUCUUUUCGAGAGCGUGAAGUCUGUCCAGCUGUCUUUCAAGCGCCCCUUUGACUGCGUCGUUCGCUUCCUCUUCGCCACGGUUCUCUUUCAGAAGCCGUACGUGGAAGCCGGCGAGAGGUCCUGGGCGCCUUCGCUGAGCGCUGCUUUUCCGUCGGGCAACGAAACUGACACGCAGCUGGAGGGUGAAACGGACAUCAGAGAGGCCGACGUCGCCGCGAGAGGAGUGGAGGAAGGAGGGCAGAUGGCGGAAGACCGCGAGAGCGCGACAGAAGGAAAGGGCAUCCCGAAGGUGGAAGAUGCGUUUGCUGUCUACCGCGCCCAGGUCAAGUGCCUCGUGUCCUUCCUGCUGCAUGCGCGCCAACACACCAAGGCGCUCGAGAGUCCAGGAGCGAAGAAAAUCGAAGCGUUGCUUCUGGAGUUUUUUUCCGUCGCGGUCAAAGCGGCCCCUUCCGCGCUUCUCGCCUCUCUAGCCAAACUGGGCAGGUCCGCGGCUGACGAAGAGACGGACGUCAAGCAUCCUGCGAACAGCAUGAACCUGUUUUCUGGGUCGUUCGCCUCCGUCCUCGCCUCUCCCUUCCACGCCUACUUUUACAACUUCCCUGCUCCCCAUCUGUUCACAGACCACAUGUACCUGUCUGGCGUCGACCGCACGUCUCCCCUGUCCUCAUGUUUAUCUCUCGCGCUCGCCGCUUCAGGAAAAACUGGCGGGUCUCUUCCUUCGUCUCCCGCGUCGCCGCUCUUCCUCGCCUACGGCCUACUCACGUUGAUAGAGCUGUCCGGCGCUUGGGUCUUUGAAUUGCCGCGCCUCGAGGGGUCUUUUGACGCCUUUCUCUGCCGCCUCUUCACGGUGCUCAGUCCCGCGCUCCUGAAAAGCGGAGGCGACAAGCAAAAGCAGAAAACAAAGCAAGAUUCCAGGAAGAAAAAGUCUUGGGAGGGCUCUCUCUGGCGAGUGACCGCGACCGAGGAAGAAGCACAAGAGAUCGAACGCGCCCCGCUGGUUCUCCAGCCUCUCCUGGCCACCUGCGUUUGUCUGCGCCGGACGCCGGUCGCGAAAGAAGCGCAACAAGGAGAGAGGUCGCCUCGUCAAGGACUUUCUUCAACGUCGUUGGUUGCCUCGGAGUGCUUGUUUCUCUCGUCGGCCUUACAGCUCGAAGCUGUCUCGUUCUUCUCGCUCUUCUUGCCUUGCGCCGUGCUUCGCCUUCUCUCCCUUCUCUGGCGAGCAGUACCCCUCAGCUUCUGCAGCGCAGUCAACGCCGUCUGGUCGUCGACGUCUUCAGAUCUUUUUGGGGGCCUGCUGUCGGUCCCUCUGAAGUUCCUUCAGUUCUCGACCGCGCGAGCCCUGCCGCUUGCGUCGCCCGCGCAACCUGCGACUCUCCUUUCUUCGUCGGUCUUCCCAGUCAAGUCUUCUCCAACCUGUCUCCUCGAGGCCUAUGUGAACUGUGCUCUCGCGUACACGUCCAUGCUACAUGCGCACCUCGCCCCCUUUAAGGAGGAGACGCUGCGCCGGCAAAACUGCGUCCACGGCUUUGGCCUUUACGGCCUCAGAUCCACUUGCGGCUUCCUCCUUCGUCUUCUCGCCUCUCAGCCCCGCCAGGUCGCUCUCUCUUCAGCGCUGCCCCUUCAACUCCGUUCUCAUUCUCCUUCCCUUUCUGGUGACAUGCUGGAGUGGGAGAGAAGCGCAGCGUCUCUGCUGCUGGCAGAGGAGAUGUCAGAGUUCGUGGAGGCGUCGUCCUCUCGGCUGGACGCUUCCGGAGUUGACUCUGCGCAGACUCAAGAGAAGAAAGGCGAGAGCAACGAAGGCCGCCUUCUCCUCUUGCAGGCGAAGCAGAGCCUUCCCCAGCUUCUUCUCGCGGUCAUGCGGCGUCUGCAGAAGACGCGCUCCGCGUUCGAGGGGAGUCGUGACUCGGCGCCUCCGCACAGCGGCAGACCGACGCGUUUCGAAGUGGAUCUCGCUUCGGCGGCCCAGAGGCGGACCGUCGACGACUUGGCGUGUACGUACAGCAUGUUGUCUUCGUUCCUGCCGCUGCUGUCGGCCACCGAGAUCCAGGCCUACGUGGCGGGUGAAGGCGAAGACGCAGGGGUGACGAAGAGCGAUCAGCGCCGGGAAGAACUUCAGAAACUCUUAGCCCUCGUCCACACCGAAACUUCCCAUUUGAUUGCCGUUCUCCUUCUGUGGCUAGCCGGAAAGCUGCUUGCGCUCCCGGUGGAUGUACACCUGGCUGCUCAAAACGUGGACACCGUCCUUUCUCGCGACUGUGCGCGCCCUUGUGCAUGCGAGACCGCAGACAGCGACGGGGCUCUGCCGACGACCUUCGCCUCGGUCAGAAGCAGGGGGAAAGUGACGCGCGAGGCAGAAACGGAUGUCACGGCAGUUCUCCACAUCCUUCGGAUUUGCUUCCGGUGUCUAGACACGGCAACCCCAUUGAUACGCGGGUCGAGCGAAGCUGCAGAAGCAGCAAAGGAUCUGGAAGACACUCAGGGGCGGCGACUGAGGACUCGCGCCGGUCGCCUUCCAGCUCCUCCCAUCGAACUGCUUCAGGUCGUUCAGGAAGUCGAAGAAAAAGUCAAGCACACAGCCGCACUGACGCGGGAGCCUCGCCCAUCGUUUUGUGUUUUCUCACUGGCUGCUUGUUCUGCUUUCUCUUCUUCCGAGAAGUGGCUGGCGGUCAUCUUGUCUCUCUUUUCUUCGGGCAGCUUCCUCUAUGAGUUGCACGGGCCGUCAGGCUCCUCAGCGGAGCCGUUCGUGUCGCUCUUUUCCCCUCUUCUUCGAUCUGCUGCUUUCUGCAUCUCCUCUGUUUUGGGGGCCUCGUUUGAAGAAGUAGAUGGUGAGGAAGAGAAGACGGAAGUCCUCGAGUCAAGGUCUUCUUCGCCCCAAGGGUCUGCAUACCUUCGAGACGUCGUUGGCCCUCACCUUGCGUCCAUCCUCUCCUGCUGUUCCUCGUCCUGUCGUCGCGCUCGCCAGGAUGCGAUUUUUUUCCUCCACCUAUGCAGUCCUUUCCUCUGUUCUCUUCAGUCCGUCUUUUCUUCCUCCUGUUCUGUGUCUGCUCCUUCGACUCACGCAGCCUUGGAGGAAGCCAUCAGCGCCCCGUCUUUGCUGCCGCUUCACCGUGCCUUCGCAGACGCCUGCGGCGCCCAGCUGAGAAGUCUGCUGUCUCUGGAGAAACUCCCCGUGGGUCUCGAGACCGAACGCAAGUUGAUAAAUGCGUACGGCGCUCUCGUCCGAGGUGCGACUUCCGUUUUCUCUCAGGGGCUGCUGCUUCUCUCGCAGCCGCUCGACGCAGCAGAGGAGAGCAUGGCGACCCCAGAGGAGGCGCGAAUGUGUCUCGACGUCAGCUUUACACGAACAGUCGCGCCGAUUCUGGAGGCAACCGUCCGUGUGCUCCUCUCGCAACUGUUCGUGAAGUUUUCACCCUUGUGGCAGCCGGCAGUCGACGCCGUGCUGCAGCUCCUCGAGGAUAUCCACGCCCUCCAAGGUGAGGCCCUGCAAGCCGAGGCUUCAGCUCUCACCUCUGCCGCUUUCGCGGCUGCUGUCUCUUCUUCCUCAGAUUCCGCCGUGAGUCUUGGGGAGCAAAGGAGUUCAGCGAGGUCUGUUACCGCGUCUCGGGAGCCGACGGAGGGAGAACGCGAGACCUGCGCCAGCCUCGAACAUGAGGGGUGCGUCGCCAGGAAAACGCCCUCUGAAGCUGCCUGCGCAUCUUCUAGUGGUGAAGCGGAUUCUGUAGCUUCGGCCAGUGUGCUGCGGACAGAGGGAGCCGAGCUGAGUCGCAUGCAUGCACGCUUGAGCUCUGCAUUGCUGUCGACGACCUGGGAGAUUCUCACGGCGCAGGUGGCCCGCGCGGUCUCUGACUUGGGCGCGUGCAGACCCGGCAGACGGGCGGCGGUGCCCAGCUGCCGCAAGCCGGAGGCGUCGUUGGGGCGCCCAGAAGGAGAAACUGUGGAGCCAGACGCGCGGGGCAGAGCGGCAGAAGCAAACUGCGACGUGGAGAGCCAGAGGUACAGUGCAGGUGUCACGGAAGCUGGGGAGAGACAGGAAGGAAGCGAAAGAGAAGCGAACGCGUUCAGCAAGUGGUUUGUGCGGACAGAGUGGAAGCGAGCUCUCGGCGACGACGCGGACGAGGUCAGCGACCCUCUGAGUCGCCAUACCCGCCUUCUUCGGCUUGUCGAGGGAAUCAUGGGCAGCUACGGAAAGGAUGCCUUCGUCACCUCGAAACGAGAAGAAGCAGCUGAACCUGGGGUUCAGGAAUCAGAGGAGCCAGGGACAGAGCACGCCUGCAGGGAAGAGAACAGAAGUGGAACAGUGGAGAAGACUGGAGGACGAGAGUCAGAACGAAGGCUUGUUCCGGGUGCUGAGAGCGGGGACGCGAAGCCUGUGAGCGGACCAGGUUCCGAACCUCUGGCGCAUGCAAAUAAACUGAAAAAAGCCAAGAAGCGCGUCCAAGAGGAAGCACGCAUGUCCGGCUCUCGCGCAGGUGGCCUAUCAAAACGCCGAGAGGCCCUCACGAGAUUUAACUGGCUGCUGCGCCAGACGCUCUGUGUGGUGGAGACUUUGACGGAAGGCGGAGCGGACAACGCUAGUGGGGAGGAAGAAGGCGAGCUGCGGGAGAUUCGCGAGGCUCCCCAUGAGGCAGCAGAGAGAUCUGAGACGCCGUGUGUGUCGUCGGCGCCUCGGGGCGAAGGCGAGCGCCUUGUGACCUGCGAAGAGGCGAUUUUCAGGACCAAUGCUGUCUCGCUCGUCCCGCGUGCAUGCGACUGUCUCCGGGCAGUCGUAGCCCUGUCGCGAGUCGAUUCAAACUGCUUUUUGUCUGCAGCAGAGAAACGUGCGUUGGCUCUGAAGAGCGGCGAGAAGAGCCAGCAGAGCCCUGGGGGGGCUUUGGGCCUCGCGGCAGGAGGAAAGGCAGGCGGCAAGGCCGGCGAAGGUCCAGAUGAGACAGACAGAUUGCUCAAAGAAGCAGCAGAAUCAGAACGACUCUGGACUCGGCUACCUGCUGUCUGUGCGCAGCGCCUUGUCACCAUCGCAGAUCCUUCCCUGCAGCAGCUUGUCAUUCAGGUGCUGCAGCUGUCGCCUGUACUCCGCCCCCAGCUGGCGCCUUACGCGCCUCUGCUUGCUCAGCUGAUCAGCGACAAGAGUUCGAGCAACGCGCUACUGCGACUCCGGCUCGCAGAACCGGAGGAAGAGGGAGAAGACGAUUUGGCUACCGACGACGCGCAAGCUACGACGAAACGGAAGAACGAGCAGGGCAAGGCGACAGUCGCUAAGCUCGUCGUUGUCCAGGAACAGCACCGCCACCUGGUUGUCCCUUUGGUCGUCCGCAUCCUCAUGGCGAAAGUGCAGCACCGAGCAGCAGGGCGAUCUGCGACGGCUGUCUUUGCCGAGCGUCGAAAUGUCUUUGCCUUCCUCUCGUCGGUCGCCGCGCAAGAACUUCCGCUUCUCCUGUCGAUUCUCCUUUACCCGCUUGUGGAUGUCUGGCUUGGCCCCGAGGCCUCGAAGGCAGAAGAAGCGUUUCCGGCGCACGAUUCGUCAGCGGUCCUUCCAUCUCUCUCCGUGGGCGCCGCGUCUUCUGUUCCGCUGUCCGGCUUCCUCAAAGAGCAGUAUCUGUGCGCAUUCGUCGCUGCUCAGCUGAACGCGUCGGCCGCUGCUUCGGACUCCGGUCUGUCUCCACCGGAAGGAAGAAAAGGCGAACUUCUCUCUCGACGAGCAAGCGCCCCUGCCUCACCCGCAGUUCUCGGCGAGUGCACAGUGGACGGCAGGUCUGCUGGCGAGACGCUCGAGAUGUCCGCGCAUGCAGAAAAGAAGGCGCAACGCGUCCUUGUGAGACUGGCGCCUUGCUGCCUUCCCCCGAAUGUGUCCUCGCGGCUUCCUGGGUGCUGCAAGACUCUCCAGCAGCUCCAAGACAUGCUGAAGCGACUGCUGUUCCCCGCAACGCCCUUCCUGAUUCUCUUCUACAGAGCACUUCUUCAGAACAUCGUCUCAACGUCGGUUGCCUCCUCAUCUUCGCGCGAGAUCCAGGGGGCGACGAGAGAGCAGGACGCAGGGGACCUGGGAUCCCCAGGACCCAGUUCCGCCGGUCGCCUCGGCGCGGGGCGUGACGGCCGCGCGUAUGUGAAGCAGACUGUGCAUCUUUGCUUGCUGCUUCUUCGACAGCUUUUGGACCUCUUCCCCGAAGCUUCCAACGUCUGGAGAGACAUUCUCAAACCCGCGGGGCCGGCACUUCAACACCUUCUGGAAGCUGCAGUCGCCACUGCAGCGGCCUCGCCUGCAGGCGGCCGGGGCCCCCACGAAGAGGGGAAAAAACAAAAGAAAAACAUACCCGCCGUUGUCGCCCUGGUCUGCUCGUGGGCCGCUCAGCCGGCAUACUUUUCGUUUUUCUCUUCAGUUGUCCCCGAGGCUCUCCCGACGCUGUUUGCGGUCCCGGCUUUGCCAGCGGUGCUUCGUCGAGUGGCGCCGAGCUUCGGGUCUGAAGGCCCCGGCAGGAGGGCGUUUGGGUCGGUCCCCUUCGGACGCGGACGCGGCGGCUUAGGCGCGUCGUGUGGGGUCCUGGAGGCGGUCCUCGACGCAGCGCUCCUGCUCUCCGUGGGCGGGAUGGACAGAGAGCGAGAAGAAGCGCUUGCGGCCUCUUUCCAUGGAGAGAUCAAGGAUCUUAGGAGGCGCAGAAGGAAAACUCGGGCGCGCGGGAGACACGCUUCCCAGGGCUCCGCGAAGCAGAUCCGCAGAUCCGCGGUGUCAUCGUCUUCCUCAAGUUCCGAGGAGGAGAAGGAAAUGUGGGUCGAAGAAGACGAGAUCGCGCAACGGAGACAGGCGCUGCUGCGUGAACAACGCGAGUUGGAGGCAGAGAGACAGCAGCACGAACGCGAGGGCAUGGCGACGCUUCUCCCGCAUGUCGGCGGACUCCUCGCCUCUCUGGAGAUUCUCUUCCAGCACCGGCGACUGGCGACGCUCGGCGGCUCUCAGGGCGCGACCGCGCCUGCGUUCGGCUCCAGUCAGGGCGCGAGUGGAGACAGAAAACUGGAGGCGGCAAGAGAAGACGGAGAUGCUGGAAAAGCGGGUGAUCAGGUAGCGCAGGAAGAAGGGCCAGACCACGACGAGGGUGGGGAGGAAGAACCUCGAGAGCGAGAAGAAGAUGACGCCUCGGCUGGUCCCCAGCGAAGCCUCUUCGGGGUGGUGAGAGUGAAGGAGCUUCAACUCUUAACACGAAUUGCUCGCUAUGCAGUUGCCGACGUUAACGCGUCUUCUGAGCAGUUGGGCGAAACGCCUCUUUCCCCCACUUCCCCGUCAAAAGGCAGGCCCAAGAUCGAGGCCUCUGCGUCUUCCCUGGAGGCGUCCGAGGCGGCGUCGACCUUCGCGCCUGUCUCUUGCUCGGCACGCGAACAACGGUUUUCCGUCGUGCUCCGCCUCAUCCGCCUUCUCGUUCAGUCGCUGCCUUCUGGGUCGGUGGCUCCGACCCUGAACGCUCGUCUGGGGAGUCCAUCGAGUACCACCAGGCUGCUUCUCUCCCUCGAGGCGCUUCUGCAGCUCACCUUCCCCCUUGCUGCGCAGGUUCGCGCCCUGCAGGAAGAAGAAGGAGCGACGCCCGGCGCUGCAUCUGCGGAGAUCGGAGCACAAGCAGGCCCGUUUGCCGGCGUGGUUCAUGAGGAUGCAGGGCGUCCUGGGGAGGCGUCCAAGGCGUCUCCGUCGUCGCAGCUGCUCGAGCUAAAAGGCGUUCUGGAGGCGAUGACCCGCCAUUGCUCGAUCCUGCUCCAGAGCACAGUGUCGAGUGCUUGUCGCGCAGCAGUCGCCAAGCUUUUCCUCGCGGUUGAAUUUGCUGCCUGCGGCGUGAUGCUCUUCUCCUCUGACACGGAGCUGGACGAAAAGGUCGGGGCGCAGAUCGAACGGCUCCUGAGCAGGCCUCAGACUGGAGCUCAAGAGGAAGACGAAGUGGGCGUGGAAGCGAAGGGCCAGCAGCUCUUGGCAGCGCUCGUGCCGGGCGGCUCUCUGCUUCGAGCGCUCUUGACCGAGAGAGAAGACCAGACGGACGGCGGGGACGCGCGAAUGGAGAAAAAACUGUUGUGCUCUCUCUUGUAUCGAAGGUGUAGCAUCGAAGAGAGGGGAAGUGCAUACGGAGAAACCCAACCGGGAUCGCCGAGAGCCUCUCCAGCCGGCAGGGAGGCGACCGCGCCUGAGGCUCCAGUUGCCUUCGUCGACAACCCAGAAACUCUGUUCCAGUGGAGACUCUCUGUGGCAUUGAUCGUUUUCUCUUUGAACUAUCGCCGGGGGCAAACGGGUCUGUCUCGCGGCCAGGCCUUGACCCUCCUCGCCGACGACGAAGACCAGCCGGACAGCAGCAUGCAGCUGAUUGUCUUGCAUGCACUCGUCGCGAGCGCGACGAUUCGGGGCCUUCCGAGUCCGAACGCGUCGCCUGCUUCCAACGAAAUCGGCCAGGUCCCGCCUGGUCUGCUGGAGCCUCUGAUCCGCCACUGUCUGUUCCUUCUGGGCGCCGCAGGGAUCGAGUGGUCUGUUCAGCAAGCAGCUGCCGCGGUGCUCAAGGCGGUCGUGGACUCCGUUGCCCUGCUCUCUGUCGCGCCUGCUUCGCGUGUCUCUUCUUCCACUUCUUCUUCGUGUAUGUCUCGCCAAUCGCCGCAGGUGCGCAUGCAGUUGCUGGCCCGGCUGGUGAUGCCCUUCGUUCGGGCGCAGCUUAAGGCGCCGGACGACGCUCAGCUUCGCCAGGGUCUCCACCUGCUGGCGUAUGUAGUUAGAACGCUUGCACCCGUGGCUCUGCGGCUUCCUUCGCUCGCUGGUCCUUCGGGCCCGGAGACAGAGACGAAGCGCUUGCGCCAGCUUGACAAGGUCUUCCACCUUGAUCUCGCGUCUCUGCUGGCUGCGCCGCCGCCGGGGGCGGUCGCCGAGGCUCUCCUCGAGCCGGGGACGCAAAAGCCAGGGACGGAGGAUGCCGGCGGGGACUUUUUCAGAGAUUUCCUCCACAUGCAACGCCACCGCCAAGGCCGCGCGCUCCAGCGGCUUGCCCAGGCCGCUCGCGAGAAGGGGGUCGGAGCAACGACGCUGCGGCUCGUCGCGCUUCCUUUGUGCUUUGCCUCGCUACUGCAGCGAGCGAGUCUCCGCCCUCGGUCCGAGGAAGAGCGGAAGAAGAAGCAUUCCUUCCUCCGCAAGGAAGUCUUUCACCAGGGCCUGGCCGAGCAGGCCGUCAGCUGCCUGGAAGCCUGCUCUUACCGCCUCAAAUGGCCCAUGACGCUCAACGCUGUCCGCCUCCUCUCGCGCUUCCUCUCGGACUUCCCCGAACGCGAGGGCUUUCUCUUCAGGGCCAUCUGUGGGGUGGUGCGGGCCUUCGAGGCCCACGUGAAGCAGGCGGUCAGCGAGGCGCUUCACAGGGACUCCCGAGUCGACGGCGGAGAUGAAGGCGCGCAGCGAGAGAGACAGACCGAGGGCGAGGAAAGCGAAACCGAGGAAGAACACGAAGAAGAAGGCCAAGACGAGGAAGAAGAAGAAGAACGCGGAGAAGGCGAAGAGCACGAGGAAAGAGCUGAAGAGGUUUCGGGGAGCGAAGAUGAGGACGAGGGUAGCCGACGCCGAGAGGCCGCAGAGGGGCGCCUCCGCGCGCGACACCGUCUGGAGUUGAUGCAUGCACGAAUAAAGGCAGACCUGCUUCCUCUUCUCUACCGCCUGGCGUUUGGGUCUUCUUCUGGGAAGAAGCCGUCGGAGGGCGGGGACCAGAUGUUGACAUCUCCGCCGGGAACCUCUCAGAGUCGAGGCGCGCAGAAGGGCAAGGAGCAGAAUGUGAGGCCCUCGAUCGUCGCGGUGUUGCUUCUUUUGAUCCGCCUUCUUCCGGCUGCAGACUUCCAGCAGAACCUCCCGAAGCUCGUCCGCAGCGUCGCGUUCAAUCUCCGGUCUCGCGACCGAGACCUUCGCCGAAAGGCGAGAGGGGCGCUCGUCUCCAUGGCGGUAAGUCUGGGUCCGAGUUUCUUCUCCGUCCUUGUUGCCGAAGUCGGCGUUCUCUUGCAAGACCGGAAGCCGUCGGUCAAAAAGGGAGGCGCCCAGGAAGAAGACGUCGCCGGCAGCAGCGCGCAGGCGUUCUAUCGCCCAGUGUUUCUCUUCACCGUCCACGCGAUGCUCAAGGGGCUCGUCGACGAGGAGGAGAAGAAACGCGGAGACGCGCCGGGCAUGGAGGUGGAGGGAGACAAGACCGGUCAUGAAGAAGCCGGACUGGACAAGGCAUUGCCUCUAGUCCUGCCCCUGAUUGCAGAGGAGUUAAGCCGCGUCGCCGAUCCAGAUCGUCUUUCCCAGGAUCCGUCGACCCGUCAGCAUUCGAAGAUCGACGAGGCGCGUCAUUUGAAGGGUCCCUCUUUGGUUUUUCUGUUGGCCUCCUGUUCCUCCGCCACCUCCUGCGCGUCUACGAUUCUUCCCUUCCUCUACUCGCUUCUGGGCGGCAGACGCCGGGUCGGUGACACUGUCUCCUCGGCGUAUUCGCCUGCGUACUUGGAGCGAGUAAAAGAUCUCUUUCUCCACUUCGUCAAGGGUGCGAACAAGAACCGUUCUCUCUCGCCCUUCUUCUUCUUUCUUCUCUCCCGGCGUCUCCUCACCCUCACGGUUGCCCUGCUUCAGUCGCAGCUGCUACACCCACUGCAGCUCGAGCAAGCAGGGAGAAGGCGGGAGCACCUCGAGUUUCUUCUCGCGAAGCAGGAGCUGCGGCGCCAGCAAGUUGGGGGAGGCCGACGCAGGAAGGCGAGGGCGAAUUGUCUGCCGCUCGUCCGGCACGCCCAACUCGCAGAACCUCUUGAAGACGAGGCAGGUGCGUGUGCAGAGCAGGCGGAGUCGCAAAUUCUCCAGGAACGCAUGCACGCCCCACAAGACGAUGACCGAGAGCCGCAGAGACACCGCACCCGCGAGGCUCUUCUUCGAGAAGACGCUGGCUUCUUCCACUGCAUGCUCUUCAACUCUGCUGUCGGUCUGCCAGGCGAGGCAGACAAAGAGCACUCGAGGCGACCCUCAGGCGAGGGAGACAAAGAGGCACACAGCGAGGGCGAGGGCGAAGAGGGGCAGGCGGAAGCGAAUUUCUUGCAGGCUCCAGACAGCCUCGACGAGGCCAUGGCACUGGCCCGCGAAAGGCGCCUGGACGGCCUCCGCGCGGCGGUGGCUGCGAAGAAGGACCGUGCGAUGGUCACGCAGCCUGGAGCUGCCAAGGGUAUUUCUCUCGAAAAAGCUUUGCACAAGAAGAGCCUCAACGCCUACACGCGCCAAGGCUUCGACAGCACCAGCCGAGCCACCACCGUCGGGUUCACAGGCCUACGGCUCCUCCUGUCAGCCUUGAAGCGGUGGAAAUUCCUCCUCAAGAAAGCAAAGCCAGAAGAGAGUUCGGACGCAAAGGUCGGAUCGAAGGUUGAGAUGAAGACGAAGGCGACUCAACGACAGCUUCGUGGGGAGCUGGAGAAAACGACGUUUGCAUUGUUGAUUUGUUUCUGCAGCAACAUCACAGACCUGAUUUCCUGGACGAUGCGCUGUCUGCCUCACCUCCUGCCGCUGCGUCUGUCGGCUCUGGAGUCUCGCGGCGCAGUCGUCGCGAGCAUGACUCUGCGUCUCUUCCACAGCAUGGGGGGCGGGUGGUCUUCUUCUCGGCGCGAGGAGGACCAUCAGCUGUUUCUCGCGUGCUCUCGGCUGCUGCCGCUUCUCCUUCUCCACCCUCAGGGAAACAUGUGGUUCGCUGCAGCUCUGAACCCCUACGUUCGGGUGCCGCAGACGCACCGGCAGCUGCUCCUCACCGAGAUGGAGCGAACGCGCUCGCGCGGGCGAGCGGCGAAGCAUGUCGGCGAGGAGAGAGGAGAAAACCAAGGUGAGGAGAGUGCGGCAAGUGACGGCUCUUCCGAGGUCGGAGAAGAAGACGAACAAGAGCAGACAGACGACGCAGCAGGGGCUGGGGGCUCCCGGCGAGAGCGAUGUCCCGCCGAGGCUGCAGAGGCGGUCUUGGGCAGGGAGAAGGCGAGCGAAGAGGAGAAGUGCAAGGCUGUGGAAGAGCCUCUGGUCUUGUCAGACACGCAGAUGCGGCUGCUGAGGGAGGAGGAAGAGAAGAGCUGGCGAGGGGAGACAGACGUCGAGACGCGGCUUGAAGAGAACUUCAAGGAGGCGCUCCUUGCCCAGAUUCUGCACUCCCUGGAAAGCCCACAGCUCCGACUCUCGGGUCUGAUGCUCUUCAAGACGCUCGUCCUCCCGCACUACCGAGACGUCGCUGCCGCGGUGCUCGCCUCAGACGCAGGCGAGGGAAAGCCUGAGGGUGAGGGCGGCAAGAGGAAGAAAGACAAGGACGCUGGUGGGAAGAAGGCGAGAAAGAACAUUGGCGACUCAACGCUCUUGUGCGACGUGUACCGAGGCGUCGACACAAUUGUUCGCCUCAUGAUUCAGGAGGCCGGCGAGGACGCCGAGGGCCGAAGACUCGCCGCGGUCUGCGGAGACAUCUACUCGCACUUCCUGCUCAACUUCCCCAUGACGGAAAAAACCCAACAGUAUCGCAUUCUCUUCCUCAUCAAGAAUCUCCACUACUCGGCGCCAGACGGACGACGCGCGGUUCUCAACUGUCUCCACAAAGUACUCAUUCGGUUUCCCAGCGAACUCGUCGUCAGUCGCUACAGCGAGGUAUUCCUUCUCGCGCUCUCCGGCCGUCUGGUGCUCGAAGAAGAUCGAACCGCGCACGAGAUGUUGCGCAUGCUUCUUCAUCUUCUCCUCGACAUCGCCCAAGACAGCGACGACCCCGAACACUCCGCAGCCAGUCUUUUUCAGACUGCAGUCACGGUAUUUCUCCAACCGCAGAUUCCAAAGAUCAUGGCCCUCCAGGAGUUCGUUCUGGUUUUUUUGGACAGCCAGCGCGAACGGCCGAUGGCACUGCUGCCGCGCGUCCUUCCACUUCUGCACCGCAUGCUGCUGGUGGCCGCAGACAGAGAAUCCCGGGAGCGCUUCAGAGCCUCGGGGGUUCUCCCGUCUUGUGGCGACUGGCGCGUGAGCUACAAGGCCCUUUUGGCCUUCGAGAAACUGAUGCUCUUUGUCCACCCGUCUCACCUCGACGGUCUUUUUUCUCGGGCUGCGCGAGCGGCGGCAACUCGAGGAGAGACGCUGUUCAAAGUGGAAGGCGGGGAAGCUGGAGAAGAAGCCGAAGCGGCUGGAGUCAACAGUGUCGAUCUGGAGCUCGAGACUCAGGUCGCCGCGCAAAUCUUGGGGUCCUGCAUGCUGCCGUCCACCGGGGCCGUGGGAGGCGGAGACCAAGAUACAUCAGUGCAUUCAAGAUGGCGACAACAACAGGGUUUGGAUGAACAGUUCGACGCACACACCCUCUCGAAGCUUCCGAAAAAGGAUUUGCUCGUAGGCGCGGCCGUUGGCCGCCUCUGGCUGGAGGCUGUCGGGGAGGGUCUGAGACACGAACACCCGUGGCUGCGAGCGGUGUCGCUCCGCUGUGUCGGCGCCUACAUCGCGGCGAAGUCUCCACGAUCCUACCGUCCCUCGACGCCGUGCUUGUUCUACCUUCAUAGAUCUCGCGUUUCAAAACAGUUCGGCCUCAUCGUCUCGGACGGUGCCCCUGCUCGUCCAGGCGCAGACGUUGUCCUGGCUGCGCUAUCACCGUUCUGCAAAGAUCUGUUCCUUGAGAAAAACCCAGCCGCAGUUCUCUCGGCGCGCGCGCUCGUGCUGCCGCUCUUGCAACUCGCCCUGAGUCGGCCUGACGUCGUCGUCGUGCCACCCAGGCGACGCCUGUCUCGCGCUCAAAGGGGCGAAGAAAACAACGAAGGCGCUGGAGACAGUGAAGAAGCCGCAGAAGAGCCAGUGAGCGACACGGGUGACGCGGCAAGCGACGACAAUGAAGAAGAGACAAGAGAACAAGACGAAGAGAUAGGGGAAGAGAUAAAGGACGACGGAGAAACCAGAGAUGGAAAGCUGGCUCCCACCGAUGAGGUGGGGGAGGAAUUGGACGAAGAGGAGGCUUUGGGGAAGACACGAGAGACAUUGGAGGACGACGACGAUGAAGGCGGGGAGGAAGAAGGGGGUGAAGAGUCUGCUAAAGUGGGAGAAGGGAAGCGACGCAGCUCGAGUGGCUCGGACUGCGAGCAGUCACAGGAUGAAGCAGGCGAUGAACAGGACAACGCAGAAGACCUUCAUUCCGAUGACGAGUGCAGCGCGAGCGGAUCUGAUGAGGAACUCGAGGAAGAAAGCAAAGACAGCGACGAAGACGACAGUGAAGAAGAGGCGUCACGCUCGGAAGCGUUAGCUAUGCAGGUGCUUCUGCGCCCGCCAUGCGACCUUGCUGCGUCGACCGAGAACGCGUUGGCUUCGUCUUCUUCAUCCGCGUCGGGUUUCAGAGAAGACAGUUCCCUGGACCUCCUGGCAUUCGAGAACAAGGCCGCGGAGCUCGCCUGCAGUGCCGACACGAUAGCUUUUUCUGGGAAACGAGAUCUGCAGCCUCCAAGUCUUUCUACGCAGCAAGAAGCCACGUCAAAGCGUCAGCGAACGGGCGUGUCUUCUUCUUCCUCAGCGGCUCUUCGUUCUCCUGCCUCAGAGACGGGAAACAGCCCUGCUGCUUUCUCUGAAGGACUCGUAGUGGGGCCUGAGGGCGACAGGGAGACACAGGAACAGAUUGAGGUAACGAAUGGAGGCACAAGGCCGUUCGUGGUGCAAGACGAAGCCUCUCACCCGCUACUGUUUCUGGUGAAGCGCCUAAACUUUUGGUUAAGGCGGCACUUGGGAACUCUUGGCGCGUACCGCCGGGCGCGUUUCAAGAAGGGGUCUCACGGAGGUCGCGAGGGCGAGAACGGACAAAAAGGUGAAGACAUCUGCACAUCGAUUGUGCGUGUCGGGGCUAUCCUGAGCGUCUUCCACGCUCUUGUUUAUCAGCUUCCUCUCCACCCUUCUCGGGGUUUGCAUUUCUCUCCAGAGUUUCCGCUCGGCGCCUCGUCGAAGAAACGGAAGCGCGACAGAAAGGAUGGACGGAAAGGGGCCGAGACGGAAGCCGAUGAGAGCUCCGUCCAUGGCGGAUCUUUAUUCUUUUCAGAGGCACAUCUCGAACGCCUUCUGUUCUUCGUUAUCGACGCGGCGUAUCGAUGCUCGACAGUUAUUCGAGGCGGCGAAGAGGGAGGCCACAAGAAGGAGGCAAGGACCGACUCUCUGCUGCUUCAACUGCUGAGUACCGAACGAGGUGAAGGCGCCUUCGCAGCCGACGGGGGCUCUUCCCUCGCGGCGCUGUGGCAGGGCCUCGCCUCUUUGUCGCCGAAGGAACAGCAAAGAGAAGUCCUCACGGGUGGCAUGUUCCUUCUCGGCGAAAUUCAAGAAGUGCUUAAAGACGGGGGACGCGAGGAACUGGCCCUCGGCCUCCUGGCUAAAGUGCGCACGUCUGUGCUGUCCUGCAGGUUGAAACGGAAGGUCGACAGCCAGCAACAGGCCUUGCUCCAGCCGCAGAAAUACGCAGAGAAGCGACGCCGGCAACAAUGCAAGAAGAAACUGUCAAAAAAAAGAAAGGUCGCGCUCCUCAUUGCGAAAAACCGAGGCGGAAAACGAAGAGAGAAAUCCUGAUAAGCAGCUACCGGCACGACUCCUUUGUUUGCCUUUUUCGAGGUGUCCUCUUCUUGUUGAGGAAAGUCGGGUUUCCUUUGCCGAGCAGUAUGUUUUUUGACGUGAGUGUUCCGCCGAUGGCCUGAUUCUCUGGACGUCUAUUUUUUCUUUUGCAGCGCAGUGGUUCUGAUGUGAGUGUACGGAUAAUAUUGACGCACCGUCGCUGACGAACCGCCUGUAACACUCUGGAACUGAUGUCUCCAGUAUUUGUAGACAGAAACGUCGCUACGCAGGUUCCCGUUUGACUCCGUAUCCGGAACAGCAACGUGAUUUCGGUAUUGCUUUGAGAAUAUUGGAUUGAAGUCCCAAAAUCUACUGUUGGCCAGGGCAUACACACAAACGUGCGCGUUUCAUCGUCUCGAGGCG